CAUAAGAAAAAGCAGGAAGGAUUUCACAAAUGCUGCUUCAGUUGUACAAUCUGUCCUAAAGAAACUUACUUGAACAGUACAGGUAAUGCCUAUAAGUGCAUGAAAUGCAAGGAGACAGAGUGGUCUCCACCUGGAAGUACAUCGUGCUUUGAACGGAAGCAGGAGUAUGUCCCAUUCAAUGAUCCCGGGGCUAUAGGUGUCAUGGUUGGAACCUUGAUCUUACUGAUCUUCAUUGCGGCCAUUUCUGUUCUCUUUGCCCUCAACUACAACACACCUGUUGUCAAAUCUGCCGGAGGUCCAAUGUGCUUUCUAAUUUUAGGAUGCCUCAGCCUGUGCAGCAUUAGUGUGUUUUUUUACUUCGGUGAGCCCAGAGUCACGUUUUGUGUUUUAAGGUUUGUUCCAUUUCUGUUGUUCUAUACGGUUUGUCUGGCGUGUUUUGCUGUGCGCUCAUUUCAAAUUGUUUGUAUUUUCAAAAUAUCAGCCAAGUUCCCAAAUAUCUCUAGAGUUUGGACUAAAUAUCAUGCACACUGGAUAUUCAUUGCUGCUGCAUCUUUCCUCCAGGCCAUUUUACUCAUCACCCAUUUUUCUCUUGACCCCCCAAAACAAUUUAAAGAUACAUUUUACUCAGACAGAUUUAUACUAGGUUGUGAUUUUGACAAAACUCUUAAUGACUCACUUAUCUCAAUUAUUUUAGCCUUUAUAUUGAUUCUUCUUAGCUUUUGUUUCUCAUAUACAGGAAAGAACCUUCCAAAAAAUUACAAUGAAGCUAAAGCAAUAACCUUUUGUAUGUUUCUGCUGAUCCUCAUCUGGAUAAGCUUUGCUACUUUCAUCAAAUUAUUUCAUGGAAAGUCGAUUAAUGUUAUUAAUGCUUCAGCCGUACUCUUAAGUCUGUAUUCUUAUUUACUGGGGUAUUUUUUUCCAAAAUGUUACAUAAUCCUUUUUAAACCUGAGAAAAACACUGAGCAAUACUUCCAAGAUCUCAUUCAGUGUUAUACCAGAUCAGCCAGUAGUUUUUAAAUACACAACUCUGAAAGGUUGUUGACAAUGGCUGAUGGCUUUAAGCCUUCAUAGUACCUCUUACUUUAUAAUUUAGAGUUUUUUCUAGAAUAUUAUAAACUGAUGUUCACCUUUUGGUCGAUCCGGGUUAAGGACUGGCACAAGGAGAUCUAGAUUCAGUCCUUCUUGUGGCCAAAAUAUUGAUCAUUGACAUGAAUAUCAAUGGCUUGAGAAACCCAUCCCCUAUUGUCUUCCAAAUAGUAUCCAGGGGUUGCAAAAAGGCCAAAGUCCCAUAGACUUCCAUGGAGAAAUAGACUGUUAUUUCCCAGUCAUUCUAUUUGCCAGAA
Oryzias melastigma (Indian medaka) is the source of this 1343-nucleotide messenger RNA. RefSeq names its product taste receptor type 1 member 2-like. NCBI's taxonomy places the organism in Eukaryota, Metazoa, Chordata, Actinopteri, Beloniformes, Adrianichthyidae. Gene Ontology annotation, molecular function: G protein-coupled receptor activity. The annotation marks the transcript as partial. The record is from RefSeq and is a predicted model, not a curated record. Gene Ontology annotation, cellular component: membrane. Gene Ontology annotation, biological process: G protein-coupled receptor signaling pathway. The transcript is spliced from 2 exons.